Molecule: messenger RNA, 1029 nt
Organism: Penicillium samsonianum
Lineage: Eukaryota; Fungi; Ascomycota; Eurotiomycetes; Eurotiales; Aspergillaceae
Product: D-mandelate dehydrogenase-like dehydrogenase
Exons: 3
Coding region: 1-1029 (342 amino acids)
Cellular component (GO): cytosol
Molecular function (GO): NAD binding; glyoxylate reductase (NADPH) activity; hydroxypyruvate reductase [NAD(P)H] activity
Source: RefSeq, a predicted model, not a curated record
AUGUCGUCACCUAAGCCAUUUGUUCUCUUCUUCAACCCCGUACGACAUGCCGUGCCAUUCUUCGAAAAGCUGCAAGAGCUCGCGCACACGGAGGUUGUCACCAGCAAAAGCAGGGAGGAGUUUUUCAAGGAUAUCACAGACAAGUACAAGAAUAUCUUCGCCAUUUACCGGACAUCUGCUAGCGGUAUUUCGACAUUAACAUGGUAUCUAAUGCAGGUAGCCGGCAAGUUUGAUGCUGAGUUGAUCGAUCGUUUGCCGCCAAGCUGCAAAUAUAUAUGCCACAAUGGUGCCGGAUAUGACCCGAUCGACACAAGUGCGUGUGCCAAAAAGGGCAUCAUAGUCACUAACGCUCCCGAUCCGGUCACCGAUGCGACCGCCGAUUUGGCCAUCUUCCUAAUGCUGGGUGCUUUGCGGCAAUUAAAUCCAUGUAUCUCCUCUCUGCGCGCGGGAAAUUUCAAGAAGGGCGUUGAAUUCGGCCACGACCCUCAGGGCAAGACCCUCGGUAUCCUUGGAAUGGGGCGCAUCGGCCGUGCCAUUAAACACCGCUGCGAUCCUUUCGGUCUCAAGACCGUCUACCACAACCGCAACCCUCUGUCGUCUGAUCAGAAUGCCGCGGCUGAGUAUGUCUCCUUUGAGAAGCUGCUUGCGGAGAGCGAUAUCAUCAGUGUUAACGUACCUCUGAACGCCCACACGAAGCACUUGAUUGGUGCAGCGCAGAUCGCUCAGAUGAAGCCGGGUGUUGUUCUCAUCAACACCGCACGAGGCGCCAUCAUUGACGAAGCUGCCAUGGCCGAUGCUCUGGAAAGCAACCAUAUUGCCGCCGUAGGGCUGGACGUUUAUGAGCGGGAGCCCGAAAUCAAUGAGAAGCUCAUGAAGCAAGAGCGUGCUCUGAUGGUUCCACACAUGGGGACUCAUACCACGGAGACGCUGGGUAAGAUGGAAACGUGGGCAAUGGAGAACGUGCGGCGUGCUAUUGUUGGGGAGCCGCUUCUGUCGCCUGUUCCGGAACACCAGGCCUUGUGCCAAUAG